Molecule: messenger RNA, 486 nt
Organism: Arctia plantaginis
Lineage: Eukaryota; Metazoa; Arthropoda; Insecta; Lepidoptera; Erebidae
Source: the annotation of a GenBank genome assembly
AUGGAACAUAUCUUCAAACACUAUAUUGAUGUUGACGUCAAAAUGGAAUUUGCUGGAAUGGUUAAAAUAGAACCGUUAAACUCACAUGAUGAAGAAUCGAUAGAAGAAGUGGUAACCGAUUGUUCUAACUAUAUAUAUGAUAUACCGAUAGAGAAAAUAAAGAAGGAACCGCCUGAUAACCUAAAUAAUCAAUCAGAAACGGAUGGACCCAUGCAUCAACUUGUGGAUGUCGUGAUCGUGAAAAUGGAAAGUAAUGAUCAGGAUACUGGUACCUUCGAGCCUGAACAACCAACAUCCAACAAAUCUCAAGAACAGGAACACAAAGAGGCCAAACCAGAAGACUCCGAACCAAAUGAUAUCAAAAGUAAUGUUAAACGUAAAACCUUUGUCAAGAAACUAAAUGAAAAAAGCAAAGACAAUUUAAAAAUGGGAAUCGUGCCCCUGGCCUGGUGGUCAGGAUUGACCCUCGACAAACAUGCCCGUUAA